AUGGACUUCCGCCUCCUGGCCCGCAGCCUCCGGGCCAGGCCAACACCAUGGCUCCAACAACAGACCCAGCUGCACCGCGUCGCUUUCCUCACCAACGGAGUUCGCUACAAUUCCUCUACCUCAUCACCAAGCCCACCCUUCAAACCCACAUCUCCCACCGACGAGCCGACCACAGCCCCCGAGACCGCAAAGCAAGCCCCAAAGCCGAUCUCCGAGCUCGACCAGUCAAGCACAGGCCCAGCAGCCCCAGGGGUUGCAAAGCAAGAGCGAAAGCCAGUCUCCGACUUUGACGACAUCCUCAGCAGACUCGACCUCAACAAGCCCCGAGAAGCAUCCAGCAGCCAGCGCCGGAUCUUCUCAGACUCGCUUUCCCGGGCUGUCGGCGAAGGCGCACAGAGCGGCUACCGGGCGCGGUCGCGGGCACCCCUGCCUACACGCAAGGUCGAGCUGAAGCUUGGGCCGACGCUUGGUCGUCAGGCUCUUGUUGAGCCUGAGCGUGGCACUGAUCUGGGUGGUGCGCUGCGCAAGCUUCAGGCUACUCUUUCGCAGAAUAGUGUUCGGAAUGAUGCCCAUGCACAGAAGUUCCAUGUGAGGAAGGGUAUGGUGCGCAAGCAGAAGAAGAUGCAGCGGUGGAAGAAGCUGUUCAAGUUCUCGUUCCAGGGGACUGUGAAGAAGAUUCAGCGUAUGCAAGCGCAGGGUUGGUAG
Molecule: messenger RNA, 705 nt
Organism: Penicillium vulpinum
Lineage: Eukaryota; Fungi; Ascomycota; Eurotiomycetes; Eurotiales; Aspergillaceae
Product: mitochondrial 37S ribosomal protein bS21m
Exons: 1
Coding region: 1-705 (234 amino acids)
Biological process (GO): translation; mitochondrial translational initiation
Cellular component (GO): mitochondrial small ribosomal subunit; ribosome
Molecular function (GO): structural constituent of ribosome
Source: RefSeq, a predicted model, not a curated record